AUGCCCUCGUUUUUCAAAAAGCCCUCCUGGGCCAUCACGGGAACUGAGGCUACAGGAACCGAAUUCUACCGACGAUCUGAACAAACCUAUUCGGAUAUUGUUGCUGCCAAUCGAGAUGCACACAAACCGAAGCCUGGUUCUGAUUCCAUUGAAGCCGACGGUAGACGCCAUAAACGACUUCGUCUUUCGGAUGAAGGUUCCGCUCAAGAAUCGCUUCCUGCACUCCAUGGUGAGGAACACGAAUCAGAAAGUCCGGGCACGCCUAGAAAAUCAGCGGCAAAUUUUGACAAGCGUGGCAGGCCACUGGAGAAGACUGGACUUGACCAAGAUGAUAAACCGCUGGAGACGAAUGUCACACGUGUAUCGGGCCCCUAUUAUCUGGCCGAUAAUCCCGUUGAUACCGACCCAGGAGAUUCUCCAUUGCCCUCCACCCCUCACCCCGUGAUGCCCCAGACGCUCAAGCCAAUAAAUGACACCUACAAGUCCACCACAGGUAGUGUGCCAUGGGAACCCAGCUCCUCGUUUGCUUCUCCGCCUGAAAAACCAUCGGGACCCACGGCCGACGACCCGGUUGUUCAGAUUCUCAUCACGUCAGAAAUUGCGAAUUCAAAGCCAUUGCUUGUCCACCGGAAGAUGUCCCAAAGUCUCAGAGAUGUCCGCUUGGCAUGGUGCAAGCGCCAAAGCUUUGUGCCGGAAACACAGCCGUCUAUAUACUUGACCUGGAAAGGGCGGCGUCUAUUCGAUGUGACAACCUGCCGAAGUUUGGGGAUUAAGACCAAGGGCAUGAUUGCUGAAUUGCCGGGCAUGGAUGAUGACACAAAUGUCGCCCAAGAGUUGCGUAUUCACAUGGAGGCAGUCUCCGAUAGUCCUAUCGCAGGCCGCCGACAGAGUCCUUCUCCCAGCACUGGAGGGAUAUCUCCGGCACCACACAAAACUGAGGAUGAGGAGCAAAACGAACCGAUGAAGCUUAUCCUGAGAAGUCCUGGGUUGAAUGACUUCAAAAUCAAAGCAAGACAGAAAACAAUGGUUUCCCGACUAAUAUCUGCGUUCCGAGACAAACAGGACAUUUCUCCCGACGAUCAUGUUUCCCUCGUGUUUGACGGGGACAAGUUGGAUCCUGAUACUUGCCUGGGGGAACAUGAUAUUACAGAUCUCGACCUGGUGGAUGUUCAGGUCACCAAGCGUACCUAG
Messenger RNA from Penicillium alfredii, 1191 nucleotides. Its product is annotated as small ubiquitin-related modifier domain-containing protein. Bases 1 to 1191 code for a protein of 396 amino acids. The transcript has a single exon. The record is from RefSeq and is a predicted model, not a curated record. Gene Ontology annotation, molecular function: protein binding. NCBI's taxonomy places the organism in Eukaryota, Fungi, Ascomycota, Eurotiomycetes, Eurotiales, Aspergillaceae.